Molecule: messenger RNA, 3272 nt
Organism: Tuber aestivum (summer truffle)
Lineage: Eukaryota; Fungi; Ascomycota; Pezizomycetes; Pezizales; Tuberaceae
Source: the annotation of a GenBank genome assembly
ACUCCUGUUCAUUCGAGGGAUCGGGAAUCAUUAAUACCCGUGCGGUAUUUGGCAUUGUUGCCUAUUAGAGUUGUCCACACAUUUUUUGCACGCACGUCUUCCAAUUCCCCCCUACCGAAUCCCUCCCUACAAGCCUCCCUCCGCCACCACCACAAACCAUAACCACUGCCCACCCUCGCCCACCACCAGCACCAGCACCACCAGCACCACCACCACACUGCCCUACCUCAACCACCACCAACAACAAACUGACCCUACCGGACCCAUCUGCGACCGCCUCUCCCUUACCUACCUACGAUACCAGCCCGCUAUCCUGCCCGUCUCCCUGCUUCCUCCUGCAACGCGGCCUUACCCUGCUUUUGAAUGACAGCCCGGACCACUUCCUAACAACAACCCAACCGACGAACACCCAAGGUGGAUCAACAAAAGCCGAAAGCCCGCCUCUCGCGUCCAUACGAGGACCAAUCCCAGCUUUGGGAAGCAGUUGGCUAUUCUCCCAUCGCAUCUCCUACUAACCUUGGGGCCUCCAAGCUUCAAUCCCCCGGCCCGGCAGCCCCUCCUCCGCCUAGCAUCGACUCUCCUUACCACCGUUCGCAGUUGACUGCAACUCCCCCUCAGUUCCCAUCGGUACAGGAGUCAGGGAUGCCGUCUCCAAGUCAUCAUCAACAGCCCUCCUCCCCCACCGACUCUGACAUUCCAUCCAGGGACGGAGAUCAACAUACCCCCACGUUCCAUCAGCCUCAUUACCACGAAAUGGAGAAUAGGGAUAUGAGCGAUCGCCAUAUCCUGGAAUGGGACGUGGAAGAUGUUGCCGGUUACAUACGCUCACUCGGGUUGGGUCAGUACGGCGAUUCGUUUCUCGGUAAGCCCUUUCAUCCCUUCCCUUUCCAGACCUCCUGAGAUGGGGUACGAUGAGCCGCAAGAAUUGUGAUACUGGGUUGGAAGCGUGGAUGGCGACUGACGGCCCACGCAGAUAAUGAAAUCGAUGGCCAGGCCCUGGUCCAUCUCGAUCACGAAGAGCUACGGGACGUUGGUGUGCAAAGUGUCGGACAUAGGCUUACCAUCCUAAAAAAUGUCUACAAUAUCAAGAUUGCUCAUGGUGUUCCCAUCGACACCGGUGAUUAUGUACCAGUCUGUAAGUUGCUCCUUCCCUUUCGGUCCGAGCUUCAUUUUUUGCUCCGAUACUUGUUGAGCCCCCCGCCCCUUUGUGUGUAGCGCUGAUUGGUGGAUUGUGUUGUUUUGUUUUUGUGUGUAUGUGCAGCCGCCGACGUCGAAGAUACCGAAAAGUCUGCUACGCAGUACGACAUUCAACGAUUAAUUGGAAUAAUAAGGCAGAGGGAUGAGAGAAUUUCGCAAACCGAGGGCGAGUUGAGGGAGCUGCAAAAGGGGAUUAUAAAAUUGAGGGAGGAACUUCUUCCAGUAUGGCGGUUGCUCAAAGACAAGAAUCAGGCAUUACCCACACCACAAGGAUUGGGCACGCCUACUGGAUAUACGCCUGAACCUCCUCAGCCCCGGGAACGGGAUACAGAUAGAAGGGAACGCGAUAAACGGGACCGGGACAGGGAUCGAGAAGAGAGAGAUCGGGAAAGGGAUCAGGUACAGGACCCUCCCUUUAAUAGUAAUGCGUCUUCAAGCCUACAGCCCACGCCGUCCGUGGGGAGGGGCUUGUCAAGAAAGUUUUCGAUGAAGAAACUCAUCCUUGGAACACCCAAGAACCCAUCACCCACACAUUCCACACAUCCCGAGUACGAGCCACCGCCGACCGCGACGAACGGGAAUGCUACGAUAACAAACUUGCACAAUUCUCAGUCACCUGGCAACAUUCCCUCACCAACAUCACCGUCAACAAUAUAUCAUGUUCCUGGGACUGGCGUGGGUAACCCUCCGCAUAACUCCACCCUGGGUGCUAUCAACGCGCCCACAGCUACUCAUAGACCCACCGACGGCCAGCCACCUCGAACUCGCCCGCCUCGAUCUGGCCAUGAAGAACCCAACCCGCUAUCGACACCAGGCGGCAAUUCGUCAUCAUCGGUUGAGAUUUUUAAAUCGUUUCGGGUAUCUAUGGAAGAUCCCUGUUACAAGGUUUUACCUGCAGCCCUCAAACGGUACAACAUCCAAGCGAACUGGAAGCAGUAUGCACUUUACAUCGUCCACGGCGACCAGGAAAGGUGUCUGGGUCUCGAGGAGAAACCACUCAUAUUGUUCAAGCAGCUGGAUAGAGAAGGAAGGAAGCCCAUGUUUAUGCUAAGGCGGAACGGCAACUAUGAUACUGGCGGUGGCGGUUCGGACGGUGGGGGUGCAUCCAGCGGCGGUAUAGGGGGCAGUGGAGCAAGUGUUUAUGGUGGCCGAGAGGGCGGCAUCACAUUACCCGGUGGAGUAUUAUAAACCCUUCUCCUCGCCUCACAACCACAAAUGAAGAAAGCAAACAAAAAAAAAACAUGUGGAGUAUGCCCAGCACUUCACUAGGACGGGGCGGGGGGACGCGGGUAUGCACGGGAGCUGUGAAAUUUAACUUCCUACCGUUCCAUUUCAUACCUCUCUCCCGAUCCAUUUCUUAUGUUUUUAUCAUUCUCUUCUACCCGGGCACCGAAAUUUGAUCCAUUUUAUAUAUUAUUUUUCGUUGUCUAUGUACGGAAUUCUUAUUUUCGCUUUUUAUUUCAUCUCUUCCAUCUGUUAUUAGUUCUCGGGACUGGUUGGAUUUUGCUUUGUUCUGUCUUGUAUCUUUCUUUCUUUUUCAUUUUCUCCCUCCUUCAUUAUUCGCGACCCUCCCGAACCGAGCUAAAUGGAUGGGUCAAAGAGUGUUCGGGGGGAAUGGGUGUCGGCUUGGUGAUUUUUUUCUUCCAAAGUAUCUUUUUACCCGAUUCUACUUUAUUCCACUAUAUUAUUCACUUUGACACUUGCUUUGAACUUGAGGUCGUUCUACGAUUACCUACUAGUACUCCCCUCCCGUCAUUUUGCGUGCACUGUUGUGCUGUUCCCAUGGCAAAGAUGAUGAAUAUUAUUAGCCCCUUUUUUAAUUUUUUCCUGUGUGAGAAUUUUAUUGGCGGGGAACGACAGGGCAGUGCAGGGCAGGAUAAGGAGUCUGCUGAGCGGGUGUGGUGACGUUGGAAGAUGGUGUAUGAAGGGAGCCAAUGAGGGUUCCGGGAUGGAUGGGUGGAUUUCUUCCUUUCUCCCCUCUCCUUUUCGUUACCGGGUUGUACGUGUAAAUGUCUGGGACAAUCCGGAGUGUCUGUCUAGGUUAGGUGAAUAUAUAAGGUUUGAAGUCUUGAAAG